Molecule: messenger RNA, 774 nt
Organism: Suillus paluster
Lineage: Eukaryota; Fungi; Basidiomycota; Agaricomycetes; Boletales; Suillaceae
Exons: 12
Coding region: 1-774 (257 amino acids)
Source: RefSeq, a predicted model, not a curated record
AUGCAUACUGACAGGCACCUCAAGUUGAAAAGCAGCACUUAUGAAGAGUGCAUUUGGCAAGUCAUGCAAACAAAGAAAGAUGAGAUCACAUGUCAGCUUAUACUGCAGCAGCACAUUGCUGGCCAGGACGAGCACUUGGUUUUGGCCAACUCCAACCCAACGAGGAGCUUGCUGCCAGAAUUGAUGAUUGUGAUGAACCCACUCUAUUGGCAGCACUGCUCAGCAACCAUCAAGCUAAAAUGUAAUUGUAUGGCCCUCUUCAAUGCCUUGCUAGAUCUCCAUGGUGCAAUGAGGGCUCCACCACACACCCAUCUUAUUGCACUUGCUGGAUCACACACUCAGGAUGAACACCAGGGAUCUCUGCAUGUAGUCUUGGACAUGUGGGUACAAUGGAGUGUAGUCCUUGGAAAACUUCAACUUAUGAAGGCAUUGACGGUCAAUAUGUCAGUGUUGUUGUAUGUGCCACUGAUGUUACAAUGGGCCACAAUUGCAGAGUCUAAACCCAACAUCUAUCAACUUGCCAGUAGUAAGGGUAGUCAAGUCCACGAAUACCACUGUGUCAACCCACAAGACCCCAUCCCAACAGGUGGCGCCAACAAUGGCUUUGAUGAUGGGAUUCCAAAUGUUUGGAUAUCUACUGGUGUUCAAGUCAGCGAGGAUAUUAGCCCCCAUAUGAUGACACGGCCGCAGCUUAUUGAUGUCCUUGAGGUAGUCAUUCUGAAGUUGGGAAAACUUCUCUCUGUGGUCCGGAAACCGAUCUGUGUGAUGCUCUAG